CUUUAUUGUAAUGGUAGAUUUAUUUGCAGCAUUAGUGAAGGUUUUAGCUGUGUUGCUAUGGCAGCAGCCAGGCUGAGCUACAGCAUACGACAUAGCUCCUGAAGGCCAUUAGGUGCGGUGUUUUGUGGAAUGUACCAAGUCAGUAAAGCAGAGGGAGACAGGAAAUGCAAAUGAAAAAAAUGUUUUGUUUUAGCUUCAGCAAAGUAGCUUCUGCAUCUGACACGCGAUAAAAUGAUGAUUGUUAAAAGCAGAAAUGCGACUCCCUUCACUCGGACGUGCUGAAAUCAUUCGGCUUUAAUCCGGCUCUAGCAGGGAAAUCAGAGCUAGCUCUGUCUGCUUGACGUUUCACACCCUGCAGCGCAGUCACUGCAUCCCAGCUGCACGUCCCAGCAAUGAAGUUAUGUACGUGGGGCGUGCUUUAAUUUGGUUAUGCCUAGUGAUUUCAGGAGCCAGGCUUUAAAAUGGCGGCAUUCAUUAUACACCCAUGCUAAAACCUCACCCAGCACUCCGUCCGUUUUGCUUCUUGCUGCUUCCGCUUCUUACAUAUGGCAUACUGCAGCUGAGACCUGCUGGGGUUGCUUGAUCAGCUUGAAAGCAUAAGGUUGCUGAAACGUGCCUUUACUGAAGCCAACGCUGCUUGGAUUUCUAUCUAGUGCUGCCUCUCCUAUUUUUUUUUUUCGCUUUGCUUUUUUUUUCCCAUUUUGCCGUUGCUUGCAGGCCAUACCCCAACGGCAAUCCAUUUAACCUGUUUUCACUUUAACAGUUCCAAUUUAACUUUUUCAACAUUAAAAAUCAGUUAUUAGACCCUACUGUAACAUUCAUUAACUGAAUAAAUACGUUUAACAGCACCAAAACUAAAAAGUUGCUAUUGGUUGAAACUGUUUCGUUUGGAGCACAGAAUUGUCUUAAGACUGCCGGUUUCAUCUAAGUGAUUCCAGAACUGACUGAAAGAUAUUAAAAAAAAAAAAAAAAAAGAGAAAGAGAGAGAGAAAAGAAAAACGAAUACUUUUGAACUUUGACUUUUGCACUUUUCAGGGGCUGGCCUCUAAUUAGAUUUAUUUUUGUUUCCGAGUUAUCAGAUUAAAAGUCUAUUUUAUAAUUGGAUUUUAUUCUCUUAUUUUAUGUAUUUUUUUUGUCUUGACAAAUAGAUUGACUUUGUAAAAACAAACCGAAGUGCUGACAAAUUGUUUAAAUUUUUUUUAACCAAAGCUACAAGGCAAAUUUUUUGUCCCGUUAAGCUUGAAAUCCCAUACCCCCUAAGUACCCUUUUCUAAAAAGUGGAACGAUUGUGUUAGAAAAGGAAAGUACCUCUAACCCAGGGGUUCUUUAAUAUGGCCGUUAACGUUUCCCUGGUACGUGACACAAAAUGGCUGACUCUGGAAGUUUGUCGAGAGUUCCAGAGAGGCACCUGUUCAAGAUCUGAUAUGGAGUGCAAAUUUGCUCACCCUUCUCGGAGUUGCCAUGUGGAAAAUGGUCGAGUGAUUGCUUGCUUUGACUCCUUAAAGGGUCGGUGUACAAGAGAAAAUUGUAAAUAUCUGCAUCCUCCCCCGCACUUAAAAACUCAGUUAGAAAUCAAUGGAAGGAACAAUCUCAUACAGCAAAAGACAGCGGCAGCAAUGCUUGCACAGCAGAUGCAAUUCAUGCUCCCAGGAACACAGUUACAGCCAAUCACCACAUUCUCUGUGACACCAUCACUUGCUACAAAUCCAUCCAUGGCUUUUAGCCCAUACCUAAGUCAUAUGUCCCCAGGAAUGGGCUUAGUUCCUGCUGAGCUUCUAACAAAUACUCCUGUCUUGGUCUCUGGAAACCCAGCUGUUACAGUACCUGGUGGCUCUGCUGGUCAGAAACUUAUGCGCACAGACAAACUCGAGGUAUGCAGAGAGUUCCAGCGAGGGAACUGUACCCGUGGUGAGAAUGACUGCCGUUAUGCUCACCCAAUAGACAUUGCCAUGAUUGACACAAACGAAAACACUGUAACUGUUUGCAUGGAUUACAUCAAAGGGAGAUGCUCUCGGGAGAAAUGCAAGUACUUUCAUCCCCCUGCACACUUGCAAGCCAAAAUAAAGGCAGCCCAGCACCAGGUGAACCAAACAGCAGCAGCUGCCAUGAUUCAACCAACUGUCAGAUCACUGAAGCGACCUCACAAGGCAACCCUUGACCUGGCUAUGCAGCCUGGAGCACUUCAACCUUUACCAAAGAGGCCAGCACUUGAGAAGAGCAAUGGUGCCACAACAAUGUUUAACCCAAGUGUUUUCCACUACCAACAGGCUCUAGCAAAUAUGCAGUUACAACAACCUACAUUUAUCCCUACAGUACCCAUGAUGCACGGUGCUACGCCCACCACUAUGUCUGCAGCAACGACACCUGCCACCAGCGUGCCCUUCGCUGCAACAGCUACAGCCAAUCAGGUUUGGCCCUUUAAAUAGCUUUAUUUCACAUGUAGAAAUCCAUAUUAUAUGCACCUUUUGGAUGGGUGAGCUCAAACAAUGUAGUAUUAAUGUAAAUAAACCCCACAUUAUUUGAUUUGUCCUCUUUAAGAGUAUGUUUAUUUAAAAAAAUGAUGAAACCUCUUGCCACACCUAUCCUAAGAUGUAUAUAUAUUGGAUGAUUGUGGCAAUUUCUUCUUCUGCUUAGUAGCAAUAAAGCAACUUGUGAUUGAAAUAGAGAACAGGCUUUAUGUAUGUUUAAUAAAACAAUCAUUAUAUCUGCAUUUUUGCAAGAUACAGUUCACUUUAAAAGUUUAUAAUACAAUGGCCAAAAACUUUAUAUAAAUAAAUAAGACACUGUAAAUACCAAGACUGAAUUAUUCUCAUUCAUGUCCUGGAUCUAAGGUUAAUGGCAAUAUAGCCUCACCCCAGUUGUUUAGCUUAUGGCUGAAGCAAUUCGAUUGCUAGAGCAUCAGGCAGGAUAAUGGAUGAAAAUCAAUGAAACAAUGGGGCAAUAGUUGGUCAGUCCAGUAAAGACAUCUGCAUGGCAAAGCAGCAUUGCUAUGAAUUAUUUGAUUAAUUCACCAUUUACCACAGGGCUACAGCUUUAUUAAUAUCAUUAGUUUUUAAAGGUAAGCAGCAUUUCGGCCUGUAUAUCUUUCUGAAAUCAGAUUAUUCUGGACUGAACCUGUAUUUAUUUUUCCAUGUUUAUGGAUUUAUGGAAGUGCCAAAGGAGAAUUUGACUGGGUCAAAUAUGAGAUAAAAAGAAUUCUACUUGCAAAGCGCCCAUUAAAAUUACAGUUAAUGAUCAACUACAUCUGCUAAAACCCAAAAACAUGUUCUUUAUUGCUUGUAUGUUAUUAUUUUUUAAUUUAAAAAACAAUUAUAAAUUAUAAUAAAAAUAUAAUUUCAUGUGUGUAAUAAAACCAAUCUAUGUUUGUAACAA
Xenopus laevis (African clawed frog) is the source of this 3372-nucleotide messenger RNA. RefSeq names its product muscleblind-like protein 2 (gene mbnl3.L). Lineage: Eukaryota; Metazoa; Chordata; Amphibia; Anura; Pipidae. The transcript has 8 exons. Gene Ontology annotation, molecular function: metal ion binding; RNA binding. The record is from RefSeq and is a predicted model, not a curated record. Gene Ontology annotation, cellular component: nucleoplasm; cytoplasm; nucleus. Gene Ontology annotation, biological process: regulation of RNA splicing. Bases 1332 to 2426 code for a protein of 364 amino acids.